Molecule: messenger RNA, 504 nt
Organism: Lindgomyces ingoldianus
Lineage: Eukaryota; Fungi; Ascomycota; Dothideomycetes; Pleosporales; Lindgomycetaceae
Exons: 5
Coding region: 1-504 (167 amino acids)
Source: RefSeq, a predicted model, not a curated record
AUGGCGAGCUGCAGGAUUGACAAUUUCUGGUUCACCACGUUCCACUCUGUAAUCAACUCAAUAUCUCAAAUACGCAGUGAAUUCAGCAUUAACGUCCAGUCUAGUGACUGGAUUCAGUUGGCAAGUCUCCCGCAAGUACAAAAGCCUGCAGAUCAAAACCUUUUCUUGACAGCUGGCAACGACGUAUACGAUAGCUUUGCGGACGUCCACUCCCUCCUUAAGACCACAAAGCAGGAGGGGAAGGUAAUGAGCAUUGUCAUGUCCUAUGUUUGCCAAUGGCUAAACCGUGAUCCUGCAAGAGUCAGCAAGCGUGACAACAACAAGCCUCUCCUACGCAAGGAUUUCCUGCCAGCUUUGCGGGAGAAGUGCGGCGAUGAUGCGGAGAAGCAGUCUAUAAAACUCCAGGAGCGUCUUUUGGGGUACGUCAGAGACAAAAUGAGCGAUUUCACCAGCCCAGGAAUAGAGCAUUACCUACACGACAUCAGGCAUGGAGAGACAUGCUGA